AUGUUCCGUUUAACAACUUCAGUAACACUCCUGUGCGCCAUUACAUUUGUGAUUCUCUUCGAAUUAUGCACCACAUCAUCACCGUUCCAUACACCAGACCCACUGCAAACACACAUUCAACAGACUGCAGGCGGUUACCCGGACGGUCAGUUCGGGAAUGAACGAACGUUGUUGGGUGGUUAUGGAAAGCACAGGCGUGCCGUGCUUCUGAAGGCUUUAUAUGGAUGA
Messenger RNA from Anisakis simplex (herring worm), 228 nucleotides. NCBI's taxonomy places the organism in Eukaryota, Metazoa, Nematoda, Chromadorea, Rhabditida, Anisakidae. The record is from the annotation of a GenBank genome assembly.